Fulvia fulva is the source of this 1338-nucleotide messenger RNA. RefSeq lists its product as uncharacterized. The record is from RefSeq and is a predicted model, not a curated record. Lineage: Eukaryota; Fungi; Ascomycota; Dothideomycetes; Mycosphaerellales; Mycosphaerellaceae. Bases 1 to 1338 code for a protein of 445 amino acids. The transcript has a single exon.
AUGCCGCAUCUCUGGAGUCUCCAGGAGCGUCACCUCAUCCACAUCGCCUUCUCCGAGUACAACCUUCCUCCAGAACACGUCGCCAGCGUCUUUGCGCACGCCUUCUCGACAGGUCACUGGCCAGAUGGUCUUCCCAGCGAUCUCCGUCUCCGCGACGAGUACAACUCAAGAUACCAGACAGGUCGCUCGAAGCAGUGGCGUGAGCAUGUAGAGCGCAACAACUACACCGCAGCGCAGGAGCAAGAUCGUCAGCAGGCGCGUGGCAGGAUCCAGGUUGCGGCACAAGCACUGAACAUUACCUUGACAGGAACUGCACCAGCGCCAACCACUGCUCUAGCUCAGGCUACUCCGGUGACUUCUGCACCAGUGCAAUCUACUCCAGCUCCUGCUGGCCCGGCCAACACACCUGCAGCAAACGGCCAGCCAGCGACAGCAACUGCGACUACCGCGCCAGCCGGCAACACUUUGAAGCGCAAGAGACCUAUAUCCGAGCCAUACAAGCACCAUACCAUCUUCACGAAUGGCGUCGGGGGCGAGGCAAAGAAGGCUGAGACUACAACACCAACAGCUCGAGCUACCAGGGCCGCAGCUCGCAUGACUGCAGAACAUGAGAGACUUGGAGCAGAUCGGGGCAACGACGCUGCUCAAGGCGGUGAACUUGCUAUCAACGACGACGGCGAAGCCAUUCAACCAGACAACCCGAUCGCACAGAACAACACAGACGCCAGUGAUGAUGAGGCAGCCACUGAUGAUCAGAUUCCGCUCGAAUUCGACGGCCGCUCAAACGCAGCGAUCCUCAAAGCAAAGAUGCGCAGACACGCCAAGCUCCCUAUCGCACCUGCUGGUACCGGCAUCCCUACUGCUCAGCCCACCCCAGUUGACGCCGCUCCCACCAUGCUCGCCGACGCCAACAGCAGCAGAGAAGCCACCCCUCAGGACCAAGACCCCGACGCCAACAGCAGCAGAGAAUCAACCCCUCAAGACCAAGACGCCGAAGGUCCAGCCCACGACGGCCCAACGUUCGAGCAAAUCCACGAACACCAGCGACUUGCGAACCCACUCCACCCAGCCAAUCCACAAUCGGAGAACAUCCGCCGCAACGCCACUGCUGCUGCUGCUCGCGCAGCCCAGAGAACGGCACCGAUCUGGAUCGCGAUGAUCGCUACACCGGAGCAGAGGGAGCACGCUAUUCGGGUCAUUGAGGCUGAGAUUGAGCGUCGCCGUCUUGAGGGGGAGGAGGACGAUGCGGAGCUGAAUGAGGAUGUGGGUGAUGAGGAGGAGGAUGUUCGCACCGAGGGCGAGGAGGGCGAGGAGGGCGGGGAGGGCGAGGAGACUUGA